Molecule: messenger RNA, 1713 nt
Organism: Labrus bergylta (ballan wrasse)
Lineage: Eukaryota; Metazoa; Chordata; Actinopteri; Labriformes; Labridae
Source: RefSeq, a predicted model, not a curated record
AUGGCUGAAUCUAGCUUCCCUUUCCCUCCAGAUUCGUUCUGUCCACUGUGUGCAGACACGCUGAGAGACCCGGUCACCAUCCCCUGCGGUGACACCUACUGCCUGGAGUGCAUCAAGAUCUACUGGGACCAGUUUGACCACAUGGGCGUGUACAGCUGCCCACAGUGCCGUGCCACUUUCACGCCCCGGCCCGUGCUGAGACGCAAUGUGCCCGACGUGAACCACGAGCCCCUGCGACAGCUUCCUGAGCUCACUCCUUUCCCCCACAUGCAGCGGGAGUCCUUCUGCGAUUUCUGUGUCGGCCGUCGCAACAGGGCCGUAAAGUCGUGUCUCAUGUGCCUGGCCUACUACUGCGAGACACACGUCAAGCCACACUACGAGUCGUCCACCUUCAAGAGGCACAAGCUGGUGGACGAGACGGGCCACCUGGACAGGAAGAUCUGCCCCCAGCAUGAGAAAGGCCUGGAGCUGUUCUGUCGCUCGGACCAGAUGUGUGUCUGCGUGCUGUGUACGGUCAGAGAGCACCGCGGCCACAACAUCACCUCAGCAGAGGAGGAGCGAGUCGAAAAACAAAAAGUCUUGGUGGUCACCCAGUCGGAGGUCCAGUACAUCAUUCAGGAGAGGAUGAAGGAGCUGCAGGAGCUCAAACAUAAUGUGGAUGUUCUCAAAAGUGGUGCCCAGCGAGCACAGGCUGAAAGCGACAAGACGUUCCACGAAAUGCUGCAGGCGGUGGAGCGCUGGAAGGCAGAAAUCAAUCAGAUGAUCACGGCGAACAUGCAGGCAGCGAUGUCGCAGGCGGAGGGCUACUUGGGCCGUCUGGAACAGGAGAUCCAGGAGCUGCAGCGCAGAGACGCAGAGCUACGGCAGAUCCUCGAGACAGAGGACAACAUUCACUUUCUGCAAGAAUUUCCCCACCUGUGUGUCCCUCCUGAAGCCAUGGUGCCCAAAGUGCUCAUCAACCCUCAGUUCUCUUUUGGAGAGAUGAGCAAGACAGCCAUGGAGAUGAAAGAACAUGUGGACAACAUCUGUAAGAAGGAGCUGGGCAAAAUCUCCAAGACAGUGAGUGAAACCCCCGUGUACAUCCUUCUGCCAAGAAAUGGUGACAAACGACUCAAAGUUCCUUCCAGACUCGAUUUUCAGGAGCCAAAAACCAGGACGGACUUCUUAAGAUACUCCUGCAAGCUGUCCUUCGAUCCGAACACAGUUUACAAAGAGCUGGUCCUGUCCGACGGGAACCAGAGGGUCACACGGAAAAAGGCGGUCCAGUUUUACCCAGAUCACCCAGAACGCUUUGACGGCUUCUCUCAGGCGCUGUGCAAGGAGCCUCUGGCUGGUUUCCGGUUUUACUGGGAGGCUGAGUGGAACGGGGAGUUUUCCAUCGGGGUUGCCUACAAGAGCAUCAGUCGGAAGGGGAAGAACUCGCACAGCCUGCUGGGCUACAACGACAAGUCCUGGAGCCUCUUGUGCUCAGACUCGGGCUACUCUGCCUGGCACAACAAAGUAGACCGAGACCUCCCUAAUGCUCCCAGGGCCUCGCGGCUUGGUGUGUACCUGGAUUAUGCAGGCAACACUGUGGCCUUUUAUUCAGUUUCAGAGACUAUGGAGCUUAUCCACAGAUUCAAAGGUCGUUUCAGUGAGCCUUUGUAUGCAGGUUUCGGCGUUGGCUCCUCCGUCACGCUCUGCCAGCUGAAGCAGAAUUCCACAAAUAACUAA